Messenger RNA from Lindgomyces ingoldianus, 318 nucleotides. RefSeq lists its product as uncharacterized. The record is from RefSeq and is a predicted model, not a curated record. Lineage: Eukaryota; Fungi; Ascomycota; Dothideomycetes; Pleosporales; Lindgomycetaceae. Bases 72 to 275 code for a protein of 67 amino acids. The transcript has 2 exons.
CCCAAACCAACUUCCAAAAACCUUCUCGACUUCACUGCAUUACAUUUUCCAACUUAAAUAAACUUCCAACAAUGCCUAGCAACAACCAAAACCAGGGUGGUGGAAAAUCGAACUGGAUGACCAAGGAGGAUGCAUCUCGCAUUCAAUCCACCCAGGCCACUAGCGGAAAGAACACCGGUUCUGGAUCGUUCGCUUCUCGGGCCCAGGCCGCGGGCGAUAAGAAUUCUAACGCGAAUAGCAGCGGCGGUGCUCAAGGAGGAGGUCAAAAGAAGUAGAAGAAGCAAAGAGAGAAUCGGAGGGGUUAUGGUUCGGGAACGG